Chara braunii is the source of this 1624-nucleotide messenger RNA. NCBI's taxonomy places the organism in Eukaryota, Viridiplantae, Streptophyta, Charophyceae, Charales, Characeae. The record is from the annotation of a GenBank genome assembly.
GCGAGGAGUUCGGAAUAGGGGAUAGGGCAGGGAAAACUCUGAGGGGGAUUGGGAUGAGGGCAACGAGAUCCGGAACGACGACAUCGGGAUCGAAGUCGGGAUGGGGGAAGGAGGGGGGUCGGGAUAGGGAAGGAGGAAUUCGGUAUCGAGGUCGAGAUGGGGGAUGGGGGCGACGGGGUCGGGAUGGAGGAUGGGGGCGGUCCGGAGGUCGGGGUAGGCCACAAAUUCGGGAUGGGGCGAUGGGGGCGAACUUAGAGGGAAAUCGAGAUGGGGGCGAGGAGAUCCAGAGAGGGAAAAGGGGUGCGAGAAGCGACGACAUCGGGAUGAAGGGGAAGGGGCGGGGGUCGGCCUCGAGGUCGAGAUGGGGGAUGGGGGCGACAAGGUUGGGAUGUGGGAAACCGGCAUCCAGAUCGGGAUGGAGGGGGUCGGGCGAGGAGAUCCAGAUACGGAAACCAGCAUCCAGAUCAGGAUGGGGGCGGUCCGGAGGUCGGGGUAGGCCACAAAUUCGGGAUGGCGCGAUGGGGGCGAACUUAGAGGGAAAUCGGGAUGGGGGCGAGGAGAUCCGGAUAGGGAAAAGGGGUGCGGGAAGCGACGACAUCGGGAUGAAGGGGAAGGGGGGGGGGUUGGCAUCGAGGUCGAGAUGGGGGAUGGGGGCGACAAGGUCGGGACCGCUGGAGGACCGCUACCAUUAUGAUGAUAACAACAUCAUGAAUGCCGCUAACAACAUCGCCGAUGAUGAUAUCAACACCGACAGUAAGAAUAAAGACUAUCUCACCGCUGUGGCUCCCAUCGAUGCCCUCAACAGUAACGGCAGUAACAACAACGACGUCGGUAACAACGGCAAAAACAACAACAACAACUGCAACAACAACAGCAACGACAACAGCGACAACAACAUCGGUAACAACGUCAACAACAACAACAACAAUAACAACAACAACAACGGCAUCAACAACAACAAAAACGAUAACGGCGCGGACGGUGAUCAUCGUCAAGAUGACGGUGACGAUCGCAUCCACGUCAUCCAGGACGCCGCGGACAUCGAUUUGGACGGGGUCAGCUUGUACGGGCGAAAUAGUAUUGUGCCGAUCCUGUGGGAUCGGGGUGGGAGGGUGGCAGGGUGUGGUAGGGGCCCGGAUCUUCGUCCUUUCAAUGUUUUCAACAAGGAAAACAAUAUCAAUGACAACAAAAACGACACCAAUCGUGAGGCGGUGAGCUCGAUUGGGGAUGGGCGAGUGACGAGGAAGAUAGGGUGGAUUGGCAAACGGGAAGGCGGGGUGUGGGCGCGAAGAGCGGGGAAGUGGCGAGAGGGGGUUGGAUAGUGCGAGAGGAGUGGGGAGGUGGCGAGAGGGGGUUGGACAGUGAAAGCUAUAUGUUGGGUCGUCGCUGGAUCGUUGCUUCCUGUCUUGGCCACGUGGCAAUUCCGCUUGGUGAUUUUCAUUUCCUGUGUUGAUUCUGGAUUGUGCCACGUGUUAGAACAGGCAGUCAUCAGCGCUGCUAGUUUGAUAGAUUGGCAGGGCAGGCGGCUGCCUGAGUGAGUGAUUGGUGACCUGUUGUUUAAUUAGGUUGGUGGGUGUGAAUCCGGGUGAUCUGUGUAAUCUGUGUAAACGAUGCCCCCCCACUU